This is a messenger RNA of Mucor velutinosus, 2415 nucleotides long. It is a transcript of the gene TPI1, whose product is annotated as triosephosphate isomerase. The transcript is spliced from 7 exons. The record is from RefSeq and is a predicted model, not a curated record. Lineage: Eukaryota; Fungi; Mucoromycota; Mucoromycetes; Mucorales; Mucoraceae. Bases 1 to 2415 code for a protein of 804 amino acids.
AUGAAUCAAUUGCUACCAAAAGUGUCCAGUGAGCAGUGUACUACACCAACACCUGUUUCACUGGAUUGCAAUCAGUCAAAUCAAGUAUUGUUUGAUAUGGGAGACAUAGAUCCUUUCAAGGAGAGUGUGGAAUUACAAGCCUGCAAUGAUGCUACAGUGGCACAGUUAUCAGUAGAGAGAGAGGAUGCCAUGGAUACUGUGUCAUCAGCCUCAUACAGGGCUAUACCAACAUCGCUCAGUCUAGAACGUCAAAGCGGCACGGAUUAUGGUGAUGAGGACAUUGAAGACAUCGACAUGGACUAUGAUCAUGAGCUACCAAAAGAAACUCAAGUGCAUUUGCCAGCCAUGGAAAUUGUCAUUCGAAACCUGGGCAUUCUACAGGAACGCCAAAAAGCACAAGCAAAUGCCCACUUGAAACCAGCACAAGAGCGCGGCAUAAACAGCACGGAUACACAGGACAUUGAAUACUCUUUGGGACCUCCCAUCGAUACUCAACUGUACAAUAGCAGUUUGAACAACCUAGAUAAAAGCAUCAAGAACAUUCCUGUCAAUCGCUUAGGGCCUCGAGAACAAGAAGAAGCGGAUGAGCCUGUGCGAAAAGGCAUGAAGUACAUGUUUGACAACAAUUUUUUAAAGGCGAAAUCACUGUUUCAAAAGAGAUGCUACAGUGAUCCACUGUAUGCUCUUGGUUUGGGAGCCAUGACAUUCAUUAAAGCCAUGAUGACAUACAAUGAAGAUGAUAUUCAGCUCGCCAUGGAUACCCUUACACUCGCGUACAAUAUUGCAGCAGUACAGAUUGAUAAUGCAGCGGUUAAAAAGCCAUACAAGAGCACAUGGUCCUCCUACUUGUCGACUAUGGUUUCUUCUAAUCAGACUGGACUUCCCAGCUGUCCUCCUGUAGUGACAAUGAAGACGGACGAUACCAGCUACUCAAAUGACGGUCCAAAAUUCUUACCAAAUGGCGUGUUGCGAGCCAACGUCGUAAAGGCAGAGAGCUGUUUACUGAUGGGUAUGCUACAGCUGACUCAGGAAAGCGUCGUUGGCUAUGUUAAAUGUGGACUCAAUUUGAGAAGAGCCUAUGGAUGUUACACGGUGGUGUGGCAAGAACACAAAAGAAUGGGGCAGGCAUAUACGAAAUACAUGGACAGAAAUACAGUAUCAGCAAUACAAUUUGGCAUCGGCACGGUGCACUUGUUACUGUCGUCAUUGCCGCCAAAGAUCCUCAAAAUAUUUUCAACCCUCGGCUUCAAGAGUGAUAAACAAUUGGGAUUUGCGUUGCUCAAGCUGUGUCUUGAAGGCAAAGGCAUUCGAGCUCCUUUGGCCUCCUUGGUAUUGCUGACAUACUUUUCCAUUCUAUCAUCAUUUGUUCCUCAAAUCUAUACCAAAGAACUGAUGGGACCCGCAGUGGAAUGCCUUACAAACGCGCAAAAGAGCCACCCAAGCUCUUGCUUCUUCUUGUUUUAUGCUGCUCGCAUCAGCCGCAUUGCACGCAAUCUUCCACUAUCGACGCAGUCAUUCACGUUUGCCGUGGAUUCUAGUCGUGGUGAAUGGGCUCAUGAGGCCAUGUCACACAUGGGCAGCUAUGAGAUUGGCUUCAACUUUGCAUUACAGCUCGAUUGGGUAUCAGCAGAGGUGUACUUUGAAAAGCUGAGAAAAGAAAAGUACUACUGGUCUCCAGCAUUCUGUCAAUACUUUAUUGGCGCUUGCCGUGGUAUGCUUGGGAAACGCGCUGAGAGCAUUUUAGCAUUUGCAGAAGUACCUCAAAAAGUAAAUGAGCAGCAAAGAAAGUCGUACAUUGAUGUGUACGUUCAGCAAAAGGUCGAGUUUUUUCAAAAGAGCGGCUAUCAGGACAUGGAUUUUUGCUUGCCUGGACUGGAGCUCUUGCUGGUAUGGAAUGCCUUUGAUCAAAUGCAAAAGAAUGCCCUGGAGGUGUGUCUCUUGAUUGUGCAGAGUACGUUGGAAUUGAUAUACGAAAGGGAGAGAGCAGAGUACAAGAUCCGAUUGCGAGAAUUGGUGCCAUCAGCCAAUCCACCAGACUAUUACGAUCAACGCGCCAUCCUCUUGCUGAUCAAAGCAUCAGUUUUGAACGCAUUGAAACGAUACAGUGACAGCAUUGCUCAUCUCAAUUGGAUCAUGGAUCACAAGCACCAGCUGAAAUCAGAGACAUGGAUUAUUCCAUUCACCUACUGGGAGUCUGGAGUAACCAGCUGGGGCAUGAAAAAUUACGAAAGGAGCCGCAAGGUUUGGGAAAAGGCUCUGUCCUGUACAAAAUAUGCAUUCGAGUACAGAAUGGCAGUGCGAUUGAGUUUGGCUCUAUCAAAAUGUGACGAGAUUGGUGUCACCGUCAGCAAGUCAAAGAAGCAUAAAGGCAUUUCCACCAAUGGUCGUAAGAGAAUGCCAAUUGUACCUUGCUAA